AUGAGCCUUCCCAAACUCGAGCUCCCCACAAGCUCUUACGACCAACUACACGUCGGAGGGCGAAGUGCCGGCUUCAGCGAGCGCGUCAGUGACAGCAGAGAUGCACCUGACAGCGACUCCAGCCGUGGCAGCAGUGUAGCGCCCAAAGCCCACUACUCGCCGCCUUGGGCGAACACCAGUAUCAUUGGUAUUGCUGGAAGUUCGGGAUCUGGCAAGACUUCGCUUUCUUUGGCUAUUAUUCGAGAAUUGAGUCUGCCAUGGGUUGUCAUUCUGAGCAUGGACAGCUUCUACAAGCCGCUCACUCCCGAGCAAAGCGGCCAAGCGUUCAGGAAUGAGUACGACUUUGAUGCACCAGAAGCGAUUGACUUUGACUUUCUGGUGGAAAAGUUGAGGGACAUCAAGACUGGGAAGAAGGCAGAUAUCCCGAUUUACUCAUUCGAGAAGCAUGCUCGCCUCGACAAGACCAACACCAUCUACUCGCCACAUGUGUUGGUGCUGGAAGGCAUCUUCGCGCUGCAUGAUGAGAGGGUGAUGGACUUGCUAGAUCUCAAGAUCUUCACUGAAGCCGAUGCCGACCUUUGCUUGUCGAGAAGACUGCUUCGUGAUGUGCGCGAACGUGGCCGAGACAUCGAAGGCUGCAUAAAGCAGUGGUUCUCAUUCGUGAAGCCAAACUUCCACAAAUUCGUCGAGCCACAGCGGAACGUUGCAGACAUCAUCGUCCCUCGCGGCAUCGAGAACAAAGUCGCUAUCUCAAUGGUCUGCGAUCGCGUCCACAAGACCCUCGACCACAAGUCCCAAAUGCACCGCAUCGAGCUGAAACGCCUAGGCAAAGUCGCCGAAGAUGCACCACUGUCCCACAACGUCGUUGAGAUGGAGCAAACCAAUCAAGUUCGAGGUAUCAACACCAUGCUGAUGGAUCCGUCCUUGAUCCGCGAGGAGUUCAUCUUCUACUUCGAUCGCUUAGUCGUAAUGCUCGUGGAGCAGGCCUUUACAUCAGGACUUUGCUACAAAGAGAGGGAGGUAGAGACACCUGUGCCAGGGAGGAAAUACGAAGGCCUGGCCUUUGAUGGUGAAGUCAGUGCAGUGGUUGUGCUUCGUGGUGGGUCAUGUCUUGAGACGGGACUGAAGAGGGUCAUCCCAGACUGCCGCAUUGGACGCAUGCUCAUCCAAUCGAACCCUCGCACGACGGAGCCAGAGCUACAUUACUACAAGAUGGCGCCAGAUGUGGCGAGUCACAAGCGGGUGCUGGUGCUGGACCCGCAGAUGAGUAGUGGUGGUGCGGCGUUGAUGGCGGUCAGGGUGCUGUUGGAUCAUGGAGUGGAGGAGAGCAGCAUUGUCUUUGUGACGUACUCGGCGGGCAGGAAUGGGUUGCAGAGGUUGAUGAGUGUCUUCCCGGGGAUUCGGGCGGUGGUGUGCCGGAUUGUGGAAGGUGAUAUCGAGGUGAGGUGGGUAGAGCAGAGGUAUCUGGGCUGCUGA
Messenger RNA from Fulvia fulva, 1476 nucleotides. RefSeq names its product Uridine kinase. Gene Ontology annotation, cellular component: cytoplasm. Bases 1 to 1476 code for a protein of 491 amino acids. The record is from RefSeq and is a predicted model, not a curated record. Lineage: Eukaryota; Fungi; Ascomycota; Dothideomycetes; Mycosphaerellales; Mycosphaerellaceae. The transcript has 4 exons. Gene Ontology annotation, molecular function: ATP hydrolysis activity; ATP binding; kinase activity.